UUGCAGUAGUAUGCAACAUGACCAGUUGAAUAUCAAAAGCAGUAUAAAUAUAAAAACGCAUUAUAAAUAUAAAGACUGCCAUUUCUUGUCCACUUGUUAAAAAAACUGGCAACCAAAUAGCACUUCUCAUUUCCCGAGGAUUGCAUUUGAAUUAGCAUGUGCAAGUCAUAUCUAGAACUUAGAUUUCCAGUAAUGUUCUUUAUUCAAAGAAAAAUAUUCCUUUAGAAGUGGAGAAACUGGAAAUUAUGUAUACUAGAAAUUAUAUAUAGUAACUGGAGUUAUUAUAUAUGAGGGUCUGAGAGUGCUUGGGUGGUAAAGCAGUCAUGUGCACUUUUCUAAUAUACACACCAGUAUAAAGAAACUCUAUUUUAAAGGGGUUUCCUCUCCUUUCCUCAGUGUGUGUGUGUGUGUGUGUGUGUGUGUUUGUGUGUGUUUUACUUUUCUCUUUGGAAUAUGUUCCCUAAUGUGAAAAUCUUCCAAGUGGCUACUGUUGGAGUUCUUCAGGAACUGGUUUUGUUAAGUGUUUCUCAUGGUCACUAAGUUAAGUUUCCUUGCAAAUUCUCUUCAAUGAUACAAGAUUUGUAUCUUUCUUUUUUUUUUUUUCCUUAAAGAGUUGGUGUACAGGUCCUUCCAGCUUUUAUCUGUAAAGUUUAAUUUUAAUCCUAGAGAUGAUCAUGGAUUUGAACUCUCUAAUCCCAGAGAAUUAACUUAUUUUAAUAGACUGUUGAUUAAGAGGGAAUAGAGUAGAAGUGAAUUUCCACUAGAAGAUAAAGAAUCCUAGAGUGCAUCUAAUAGAAAUUACCAUUAGUAAAAAAAAAAAAAAAAAAAAAAAAAAAAAACUCUGUCCUAUGGCUAAUUCAAGUAAAGCCAUUCUUAAUAGCAUUAAGACAAAGAGAGCAGUAUACCUGUUAUAGACUAAAGUUCUAAAGGGACAAUUGUAGAUGUCUAGAAAAUUGACUCCUCAUCCUGAGAAUUUUCUGUCAACCCAUGACUACAGAAGUAGCAGGUUUUCUUCAGGCAUUCAAUUAUAUUCAAUAAAUACUUUUUUAACUCAAACCACUUAGAAUUCUUGAGGACAGGGUUUUUUUUUCUUGCCUCCAGAGUUAUUGUUGGGACUCAGUACAAAUACACUGCUCCUGGAGGCCACCUUUUCCAUUUUUUUGCCCUUGUUAUUGUUGCUGUUGUUGGAUAGGACAGAGAGAAAUCAAGAGAGGAGGGGCAGACACCUGCAGACCUAUUUCAUCACUUGUGAAGUAACACUCCUGCAGAUGGGGAACCAGGGAUUUGAACCAGAAUCCUUAGGCUGAUCCUUGGCGCUUCGUGCCAUGUGUACUUAACCCACUGUGCUACCGCCUAGCCUUUUUUGUUUUUUACCAGUAUAGUGAUCAGCUCUGGCUUAUGGUGGUGCUGGGAAUUGAGCCCAAGUUUUGAGACUUAAACAUGAAAGUAUUUAAAUGAAACCAUUAUGCUGUCUCCCACACCCCAGAACUAUGUUUUUAAAUAUCCUCCCUUGUGCAGCCCCCAUGGCACUCCAUCAGCAGCACUUCUCCACUCCUGCUAUUCCUCCCCAGGGCUCAGACACCAUGUACUCGUGGGCCCUCUGCACCCUUUGUGCCUCCCAGCAGAACCUUUCCUAACUGCCCCUGGCUUUCUGCAACAUCCUUAGCUUUCAGGGAUGAGCCAGUCCAGAGUAGGGUCUCUGUUCACAGCUACUUAGUAAAGCUCAUGAGAAAAAAUGGUACCUGGAAGCUGUGAGCCAGACCAAAGACCACAAAUAAAAGACUCAGAUAAAACUAGUUUCCCCUCUUAAGCCCACAGGUCCUGGAACAUGGGAUACAACCAGGCCCAGAAAGGAGAGGAAGGAGCAGGAGCUUUUGACCCAAAGUGUCUACCGGCUGUGCCUGGUCUGAGCUUGGACAAACUUACAAAUGCUGAAAGCUGAAGGCUCUGCCCCUCUGAACAUAGUGAAAGUUGCUGCUACUCCCACAGACUAACAGAGAAGACCAUGGAGACUCAACCUUGUGGCACAAGGAGAGAGAACGAGAGAUACAGAAAGAGGGAGAGACACCACAGCAGUGAAGCACAGUGAAGUGCUGUGGGAGCCCAGUUUACCCCUGGAUCACAUGCAGGGCACAGCAGGUGCACUACCCAGGCUGCUCCUGGCGGCACGGGCAGCCCCACACGAGCCCGGCGAUUGUCCCUGUGCAGAACAUGGACUCUCCCGAAAAGGCAGCUCUGCUGGAGAAAAGGCCCAAGUCUAUGGCAGAGCGCUCUGUGUCUGGAAACCUGCUUCUCCGCUCCGAUCCUGCAAGCCAUCCAUGCGUACCGCAGCCUUAAGAGCGCAGCAAGCACUUCCGCCCUCUCUAAGCGAAGGAGUCGCGGGGAUUCUGGGAAAUGUAGUCCUGCAGCGCCGCAGAAUGACAACUUCCGGCUCACGAGGCUUGGGCAUCGGCCCUGCCCGCCCGGGAUGUUGGGAAAUGUAGUCCCAGCGGCAUCAGCUGUCAGAGGCACUUCCGCCGCAACUGCGCCGGGCCGAGGCCUUCGCGCCUCCCAGAAAGGUCUCUGCCAUUCCCCUAGAAAAAGAAGAGAAGAUGAUCAAGUUCCAGGAGGCGGUGACCUUCAGGGACGUGGCCGUGGUCUUCACGGAGGAGGAGCAGGGGCUCCUGGACCCCACCCAGAGGCAGUUGUACCGGGACGUGAUGCUGGAGAACUUCCGGAACCUGCUGUCUGUGGGGGCUCAGCACUUCAAACCAGAGCUGAUAUUCCAGUUGGAAAGCGAAGAAAAGUUCUGGAUGGAGACAGAAGCCCAAAGACAUGGGUGUCCAGGACCCAAGAAUCAACAUGAAAUGGAGAACAUUCAAAAAAUGAGAUUAACCUACAUUUCCCCCAAAGAGUCUUCUUCUUGGCUGGCCUGUCUACAAGGCACAGACAGAUUAGCCAGGUGUCAAGAUCCCAUGAGAGAUGUCCAAAGCAUUCUUUCUCAGGUCCAGAGUGAAGGUGCUGCCCCCUGCCCAUAUUGGGCAGGAUUUCCAGUUCAGAUUCCAGGAGAUGAGAAUUACCUCUCGACUCAUAAAGGAAAUGGUUUCAAUUAUGUAAAAACUCAAGAAUUUUCAUGUUGGAGGGUCCAGCAUGCUGGGAGGAAAACAUGGCCAACCGAGGCACAGAAUCCUCAGUGUCCAUGUCAGCCAAAUCUCAUGAAAACAGAUUUCUGUAAGUGUGACAACACUGGUUGGGCCUCACAUCACAACGAUAACCUGGGAGUAGACAGAACAAAGAAAAACAGUAGUUGCUAUGACUGCGGAGAAGACACCGUGCGGGUUUCACUGUCCAGUCAUGACUUGAUUCCAAGGGGGCAAGAGCCCCGCCUAUGGGACAAUUGCAGAAGAGCCUUCAGCCGUGACUUCGGCCUGGAAGUUCAGCGGCAGCUCCCUUUAGAAGGGAAGCCCCCUUCAUCCUGUCCAUGGCAAAAGGUCUGUAGUCGUAGUUCAGAUCAUUGUAUUCAUCCUAGCGUGCAGAGAGGGGGUGAUUGUGUUUGUGGGAGCUCACACCUGCAAUCCUGUCAGAAAACGCAGACAAAGGAGAAGCCGUGUACGUGUGAAUGCGGCUGGAACUUCAGUCUCUGUUCCUCCCGCAACACUCAGGAGCAUGCUCCCCAGGGAGAGAUGCCUUCCAGGUGCAACACUCAUGAGAAAGCUCUCAGCCACAGCUCAGACCAUCAUCGAAAUUUUAGGGUUUGUGCUGGGGGAGAACCCCAGGAAUACGAGCAGAAUUGGAAUAUCUUUGAUCAUCAGAGUUCUUGUAUUCAAGUUCAUCAGAAAAUACACAGUGAAGAGGAACGGCACGCAGAUGUGGAAUCAGAUGUUAACAUUCAGCAGAGCUUCCACAGGGCAGAGAGUCUCUGUAAUUCUAUGGACUGUGUCAAUGGUUUCCAUCUGCCAUUACAACUUCCGGACCUUCACAUAGUCCACACUAGGAAACGGCAUUAUAAAUGUGACACGUGCAGUCAGAAUUCAUGUCUGCAAGGCCACCAGAAAGUACACAUUGAAGCGAGACCUUAUAAAGAGUGUGGGAGUGUCUUCACUUGGAAUUCAAAACAUGAAGAUCGCCAGAAAGACCACACAGGAGAGAAGCCAUAUAAAUGCUCCGUUUGUGGUAAAGGCUUCAGUCACAGAUCAGUUCUGAACAUUCACCAGAGGGUCCACACAGGAGAGAAGCCUUAUACAUGUGAGGAAUGUGACAGAGGCUUCAGUCGGAGUUCAUACCUUCAAGCCCACCAGAGAGUCCACACUGGAGAGAAACCCUACAAAUGUGAGGAGUGUGGGAAAGGGUUCAGUCGCAAUUCCUACCUCCAAGGCCACCAGCGAGUCCACACAGGAGAGAAACCCUACAAGUGUGAGGAGUGUGGGAAGGGCUUCAGCCGGAGCUCACACCUCCAAGGCCACCAGCGAGUCCACACAGGAGAAAAGCCAUUCAAAUGUGAGGCGUGUGGGAAGGGCUUCAGUUGGAGCUUUAAUCUGCAGAUUCACCAGAGGGUACACACAGGCGAGAAGCCCUACAAGUGUGGAGAGUGUGGGAAAGGCUUCAGUAAGGCCUCUACUCUCCUGGCCCAUCAGAGAGUCCACACAGGAGAGAAGCCGUAUCGCUGUGAAGAGUGCGGGAAGAGCUUCAGUCAGAGAUCUUACCUGCAGAGCCACCAGAGCGUUCACACUGGUGAGAGACCUUACGUGUGUGAGGUGUGUGGGAAGGGCUUCAGCCAGAGAGCCUACCUUCAAGGCCACCAGCGAGUCCACAGCCGAGUGAAACCAUAUACAUGUGAGAUGUGCGGGAAGGGCUUUAGUCAGAACUCACGUCUUGAGGCACAUCGGAGGGUCCACACUGGCGGGAAACCCUACAAGUGUGCAGUGUGCACAAAGGGCUUCAGUGAGACUUCCCGCCUCCAAGCUCAUCAAAGGAUCCACACAGAAGGGAGACCCUACAAGUGUGAACAGUGUGGGAAGGGCUUCACGGGGCUCUCCAGUCUUCAGGCCCAUCACCGAGUCCACACUGGGGAAAAACCAUACACAUGUGAGGUGUGUGGGAAGGGCUUCAGUCAGCGAUCCAACCUGCAGGCCCACCAUAGGGUCCACACAGGAGAGCAGCCCUACCAGUGUGACGUGUGUGGCAAGGGUUUCCGUUGGAGCUCAGGCCUCCUCAUUCAUCAGAGAGUCCAUAGUGGUGAUAAACUGUAUAAAAGUGAAGCGUUUGGUAAAGAGUACCCUUCAUCAGAGAAACCCCACAGAAACGAAGUUCUGUAAAAGAAUGUUGUGUCCUAUGGUGGAAGCUCAGUUUCCAUUCACUAGUAUCCAUGCGGUAAGCAAAUCACUUUCUCCAUGAAGACGGAACGUUUCUGCCCAGCCUCGGCAUUCGCAAUCAUCAGUGAGAUCUCGGGAGAGGGGUCCCGUAAGGGGUCCUGUGAGAAUGUAACGUUGGUCCUUGCACCAGGGCUUACAAAAUUUACACAUGCCUGCCUGUGCCUCAGUGUAAGUGCACUAGAAUGUCAGCUUGAUAAGAGAAGGGACUUCACCCGUUGCUAAGCAUACAGAACUGUGGCAUUAUAGGCACUCAGGACUUUUGCUAAAGGUCUAAAAGUGUGUAAAAGGUAUGUUAGAAAAUCGCAUUAACCCCACCUGCGUGGGGGAAGCUUCACAAGUGGUGAAGUGGGUCUGCAGGUGUCUCUCUCCUUCUCUGUCUCCCCCUCCUCUCUCAAUUUAUUUCUAUCCUAUCCAAUAAAAUGGAAAACAUGGCUGCCAGGAGCAGUGGAUUCAUAGUGCCAGCACCAAGCCCCAAGGAUAACCCUGGAAGCAAAAAGAAGAAGAAAAAAACUAUAUUAAGCCAUGCUCCAAAUUAUUACUUUCUUGUCACCAGGGUGGUCUUUGGGACUUGGUGCCUGCACUAUGAAUUCAUCUUUCCCAGCAGUCAUUUUUACAUUUUUUUUUCUUUUCUUUUUACUUGAUAGGCCAGAGAAAUUGAAAGGAGAGGGAGUGAGUAGAGAGAGAGAGAGAAACGCCUGCAGACCUGCUUCACCACUUGUGUAGCUUCUCCCCUGCAGGUGAGGACCAGGGGGUUGAACCCAGGUGCUUGCACAUGGUAAUAAGUGAGCUCAAACAGAUGGGCCACCACCUGCUCCCUAAAUUAUUUAAAAGUGUGUUUAUUUUAUUUAAUUUAUCUGGGAUAGAGACAGACAUUGAGAGGGAAGAGGAAGACGCCACAGCACUGCCUCACCACUUGUGAAGCUUCCCCCUCCUUCCGACCUCCUCACAUGGGAACUGGGGGCUUGAACCUGUUUCUUGUGCUGUGUAUGCUCAACUAAGUGUGCCACCAUCCAGCCUCAUGUUUGAAAAAAUAUAUUUUUAAAUAUUUAUUUAUUCCCUUUUAUUGCCCUUGUUUUAUUGUUGUAGUUGUUAUCAUUGUUAUUGAUGUCAUCAUUGUUGGAUAGGACAGAGAGAAAUGAAGAAAGGAGGGGAAGACGGGGUGAAAGAAAGACACCUGCAGACCUGCUUCACCACUUGUGAAGUGACUCCCCUGCAGGUGGGGAGCCAGGGGCUUGAACCGGGAUUCUUACGCCGGUCCUUGUGCUUUGUGUCAUGUGCGCUUAACCUGCUGCGCUAUCGCCCGACUCCUAUGUUUGAAAAUAUUUAACUAAGCAUGACAAUGACCAGUAAGCACAGAGACCAGUAUUGUAUUAAAGAAAUUUAUUAAGAGGAUUCAGGGUAAACUUAUUUAAGAGAGCAACUUAAGUUCUAGCAGAAUUAUUCAAAAGAUUUGGAAAAGGACAGGAAAAGAAGAAUACAUGACCCAAACCUGCACCCCUGGGGGGUGGGUGAAGGCUCAGUGCCAACUGCCCACAACACCAAGAAGCAAGGGACCCAGAGUGUCUGCUUUGCCAUGCACACAACCCAGCUUUGGGCCCUCAGUACAACACCAAGUGGGGGAAGCUUCCGAGUUGUGGAGUCUCUCCCUUCUCCCCCUUCUCUCCCUUUUUCAAUCUGAAAAAGCCCACAGUGGUGAAACCUCAGCAAUGACAAGACAAAGAACAACCAAGUGUGUUGAAAGGAAGAAUCGUGCAAGCCACCUUAAGAUAGCACUUCCGGUAAACACACACUUUACACACAUGUAUCAUCAAAGCAGUACUGUGAUCUGAAACCACUUGAAUGUGUUUAGAACGCUUUUGCGAUGGGCUCUUCUUCCUGUGUUGUGUUGAGCAGAGAAGUGUGGAGGUUUUCAGCCUUUGUUCCCGACAGUGGGCAGUUGGCUUAGGUGCGGCUGUGUGUGCUCACUUUUAGUAUCUCUGUCUGACUUUGCAAGAAUGGAACACGGCAUCUUACAGAGUGGGACUUUGACCACUGGCUGGUUAAGACAGUUUUGCUGUGUCAUUUGGGUAGUGUCCAAAAUGGCAGCCAAGGAAGAAUAUUUUCCUUAAUAAAUGUCAAAAUUAUAAUUCUCAAA
Molecule: messenger RNA, 7485 nt
Organism: Erinaceus europaeus (western European hedgehog)
Lineage: Eukaryota; Metazoa; Chordata; Mammalia; Eulipotyphla; Erinaceidae
Product: zinc finger protein 112
Exons: 7
Coding region: 2592-5294 (900 amino acids)
Biological process (GO): regulation of DNA-templated transcription
Source: RefSeq, a predicted model, not a curated record